Messenger RNA from Apis dorsata (giant honeybee), 2368 nucleotides. Its product is annotated as glutathione hydrolase 1 proenzyme-like. Gene Ontology annotation, molecular function: glutathione gamma-glutamate hydrolase. NCBI's taxonomy places the organism in Eukaryota, Metazoa, Arthropoda, Insecta, Hymenoptera, Apidae. Gene Ontology annotation, biological process: glutathione catabolic process. The record is from RefSeq and is a predicted model, not a curated record. Gene Ontology annotation, cellular component: plasma membrane. Bases 126 to 1853 code for a protein of 575 amino acids. The transcript is spliced from 11 exons.
AUGUAUGAUAGGAGUGGGGAUAAAUAAAUAGAAUCUGUAUUGUAGCUAGUAUAAAACGCGCCGAUCGACUUGCUGAAAGGUUUAGUCAAGGUUGAGAGCUCUCUGUUCCCAUUUGUUCAAGCAACAUGAUCGGAUUAAAGAAAAAGAAGCUUCUAAUAUUUGGGGUGAGCAUCGCUACAAUUCUAUUUAUGGUCCUAACGAUAAUAAUCGUAUUAUUCGUUAAUAAUUCAGAAACGAUCUCUAAUGGAAGCUCAUACUUUGGAAGAUACAAAAAGGCUGCAGUGUCCACACAUGGUCAAGAAUGCGCUGAGAUAGGUGUAGGCAUGUUAAAUAAAGGUGGAUCGGCAGUCGAUGCGGCUAUUGCUGCCCUCUUAUGCGAGGGAGUUGCAUCUUUACAUAGUAUGGGAUUGGGCGGUGGAUUUUUAAUGACCAUUUGGGAUGCAUCUAACAAAACUGCCGAUUAUUUGGAUGCAAGGGAGAUCGCUCCACUUGAUGCAAAUGAAAACAUGUUUCAGGGAGAUCCUCAAUUAGCGAUGUUUGGCGGUUUAGCCGUUGCAGUACCGGGCGAACUUCUUGGGUAUUGGGAAGCUCAUAAAAAAUAUGGAAAAUUGAAAUGGUUCGACCUAUUCCAGCCGAUUAUUUCUCUGUGCGCCACUGGAUCUAUCGUGACUAAAUAUUUGGAAUCAUAUUUGACCAGUAAAGAAUCUUCGAUAAGAGCGGAAAAAUCGUUGGCCGAAAUCCUUAUAAAUCCUACUACCAAUUCGUUAUGGAAGGUAGGCGAUAGAAUAAAAAGACCACGUUUGGCAGAAACGUUAAAAUUGAUCGCGGUUAAUGGACCCGAUAUAUUUUACAAUGGCAAUAUGACUGAUAAUUUAGUCAAAGAGAUCAGUGCUUUCAAAGGUAUCAUAAAGAGGGAGGAUUUCGUAAAUUAUAAAGUAAAAUGGAGGAAACCGAUUAAAUCAACAAUCGGGAAUUUAACCAUCUAUACCGCACCGCCACCUAGUUCAGGAGCGCUGCUAACUUUUAUUAUGAAUGUUCUCUACGGUAUAAUUCCAAAUCAGGAUAAUCGAAUUACAUGGCAAAAUAUAAUCGAGACGUUUAAAUGGGCUUAUGCUAAAAGAACGAAAUUAGCUGAUCCUGAUUUCAUUGAUAUCACCCAAGUACUUAAUAAUUUGACAUCUGUCGAUUAUGCAAAUAUGAUUCGAAAGAAAAUUAAAAUAAACGAGACAAGUAACGAUCCGACUUAUUAUGGUGCUAUUACUGUUCCACCAGACGAUUCAGGAACGUCUCACAUCUCCGUUUUGGCUCCCGAUGGAUCUGCUGUAUCUGUUACAUCAACGAUAAAUCAAGUUUUUGGAGCAAUGAUACGUUCAGAAUCGACUGGCAUAAUAUUUAAUGAUGAAAUGGAUGAUUUUAGCUCCCCAAAUAUAACUAAUGCAUUCGGUGUACCACCUUCGCCAGCAAAUUUUAUUAAGCCUGGAAAAAGACCUUUGAGUUCUAUGAGCCCGACAAUUGUUGUAGAUAAAGAUGAACAUGUCCGCUUAGUAAUUGGUGCUGCAGGUGGAACUAAAAUCAUCACCUCAAUUGCAACAGCAAUGAUAUUAAAUCUUUGGUCAGGAUAUGAUAUAAAACAAGCUAUUGAUGUACCUAGAAUUCAUCAUCAACUAUUACCAAUGAUUGUUCAAUAUGAACAAGGAUUUUCUACAGACAUAUUAAAUUAUUUAUCGAAUAUUGGACAUAAUAUUACAACUUAUACGGGAAUUGGUAGUGCAAUUACGGCUAUAUCUAAACAAAAUGGACAAAUAUUUGCUACUUCGGAUUUUCGAAGAGAAGGAAAAACUGCUGGUUUUUAAGUAAUUAUUUAAGUUUUUUUACCCAUCAACAAAAUAGCAAAUAAAAUGACUCAGUGCAUAGAUAAAAUAAUAAUAUUGCUAUAUACGCAAGUGAUACGACAUUGUUGUGAUAAAAUAUUAGUUUAUCUUCUUUUAAUAAUGCAAUGCACAUAAUCUAGCUAUGAAAACUGUAAGUCUCAAAUGAUCGUUGCGAGUCUUAUAAAUGCCGCAUCCUAGUGUAUAUCUGUAUUCUAUAAUAAAUAAUAAUUCUUUGAUCAAAGAAAUGUGACAAUAGAAUCUUAAAAAAUUAUUUAAAUAAGAAGUAUUAGUGUAUAUAUAUAUAUAUAUUUGUAUAUAUAUAUAUAUACACACAUAUAUCGAUAUAAAAUAAAUUUUAAAUUAAUUUUUUUAAAGUAUUCGAAAAAUAUAAGUAUCAAGUAAUAUUAAUAUUGUUACAUGUAAAACUAUUUGCUAAAGGUGUAAAUUUAAAUGUAAAAUAAAUGUUAUGUGUAUAUUAAUAAUUUAUCUUAAAAAAA